Messenger RNA from Rhopalosiphum maidis (corn leaf aphid), 659 nucleotides. RefSeq lists its product as uncharacterized. The coding region runs from base 262 to 456 and encodes 64 amino acids. NCBI's taxonomy places the organism in Eukaryota, Metazoa, Arthropoda, Insecta, Hemiptera, Aphididae. The transcript has a single exon. The record is from RefSeq and is a predicted model, not a curated record.
AUGAUGUAAACGAGGUAAAAGACGUCAUUCCCCGGUAAAUGACAUCAUUUACCUAAAAAUUGGUAAACGUUGUAAAUGCAGACAUUCUCCGGUUAUUGUCGUCAAUCACCAGUUUAAUUGGAGAAUGAUGUUCAAUAUUUUUAUGUCGAUGUGAACGAUCAGCGAUAAGCGUGUAGGUGCUGAAUAAGCUUCGUUAGUUGAAAAUAUACACGAGCACAAAUUUCUCCGUGUAAAGAAAAAUUUCUAGAGCUAGAUGAAGCCAUGAAAAAAAUUAAAGACAGGGAAAUAACAUUAAGAGAAGCCGCAGGACACGGAAUAGCUGGUCAUCAAGGAUUUAAUCGAUGCAACUGCAAAACUGGUUGUGGUACUAAAAAAUGUGCUUGCAAUGCAGCGGAAAUGUUGUGCAGUUCAAAAUGUCAUGGAAACCAAAAUUGUCACAAUAAAUCAUUAUUAUAAAUAGUACCUAUAGUAAAACAAUCAGUGUAUUAUUUGAGAUUUAUCAUCAUUUACCACUAGUUUUGGUAAAUGACAUCAAUGACCGGUGAAAGAUGUACAUUUGAAUUUAAAAUCUGGUUUUUUACAUCAUUUACCUAUAUAAUCGAAUCAUUUUGGUAAAAGACGUCAUCCACCGGAGAAUGACGACAUUCACCAAUAUUCAU